AUGAAGAAGGAGUCCGCUGCAACGUUGCAUAGCCUGGUGGAUGGCUUCGAGCGGCAUACGAAGAUUCUGCAGCAGCUGGGGGAACCAACCGAUUCCUGGAGCGCCAUCUUGGAGCAUCUUCUGUGCAUGCGACUGCACGACGACUCACUGAAGGCUUGGGAGGACCACGCGUCAACAGUGGAAAACCCGGACUACGCCUGUCUCAUCGAUUUCCUGCAGAGGAGAACCCGAGUGCUGGAAUCCAUUUCGGUGAAUCACCAUACCGCCGAUUCUUCAAGUGGUCAUUCUCAUUCGUCGAAGAGAAAUCACUCUCAUUCCCAGUUUCGCCUCACUUCUUGCGCAUCGACUACCAGCUCUGGGGGUAAGUGCAGUGCUUGCGGCGAAGCGCACUUCAUCGCGAGGUGUUCCAAGUUUCAAAGCCUUCCGAUGAGAGAUCGACAUAAGUUGGUGACUUCCAAACGGCUAUGCCACAACUGUUUGAGCAGUGGACACUUCGUUCGCAAUUGUUCCUCCACUCUCAACUGUCGCAAAUGUAAUCGACGGCAUCACACUUUUCUCCAUGAAACUGAUUCACGAAAAGCCAGUAGCCAAAAUGCUUCUUCCGGUUCAACAGCAGUCUCGUCAGGGUCAUCUUCCACUCCAUCAGCUACGGUCGAACCUUCUACGCAAUCUAUAGUCACUGCUGCCGAAAAUGCUCCACCUGUCGAGGUCAGUAUUGCUCUACAACAGCCGCGUGAGAACGUCUUCCUGCUCACCGUUGUCGUGAAGGUCAUCGGUUCCCACGGUUCGGAAUAUCUCGCUCGCGCACUCCUGGACAGUGCAUCGCAACCAAACCUCAUCACAGAUCGGAUGGCGAGGAUUCUACGACUACGUCGACAGUCUGCAAAUGUAACGGUCCAAGGCGCAGGUCAGCUUUCGAAAUCGAUCACUGAAUCCGUCUUCGCUUUGGUGCAAACCAGGAAGGGCAACUUUUCUUGUGGUGUGAAUUUCCUCGUGAUGGAUAAAGUGACCGCCGAUCUUCCGUCGCAAAGCAUUUCCACUGCAGGAUGGAAAAUUCCGGAGGAUCUCUUCAUGGCUGAUCCUUCGUUCAACGAGAGCUAA
Toxorhynchites rutilus septentrionalis is the source of this 1101-nucleotide messenger RNA. RefSeq lists its product as uncharacterized. The record is from RefSeq and is a predicted model, not a curated record. NCBI's taxonomy places the organism in Eukaryota, Metazoa, Arthropoda, Insecta, Diptera, Culicidae. The transcript has a single exon. The coding region runs from base 1 to 1101 and encodes 366 amino acids.